Tupaia belangeri chinensis (Chinese tree shrew) is the source of this 3433-nucleotide messenger RNA. It is a transcript of the gene LRTM2, whose product is annotated as leucine rich repeat transmembrane protein 2. The transcript is spliced from 5 exons. The record is from RefSeq and is a predicted model, not a curated record. Gene Ontology annotation, cellular component: plasma membrane. The coding region runs from base 575 to 1687 and encodes 370 amino acids. Gene Ontology annotation, molecular function: protein binding. NCBI's taxonomy places the organism in Eukaryota, Metazoa, Chordata, Mammalia, Scandentia, Tupaiidae.
GUGUGCUGCCGCUGUCAUCACAGAUGAACCCCAGCUGUCACUCCAGUGCUCCGCGCCGGCUCCGCACACGCGCUCUCCUCCCUCUCCCUGCUUCCCCCUCGCCGUCUCCCUCGUCCCUCCUUCCCUCCUCAGUUUGCUGUUGACCCGGCAGCCCUGUGCCCUGGCAGCGGGAACAUCUCUCCGGGCUGCGUGCUGCGUGCCAGGUCGCUGCUCCCAGUGGGUCGGCGCCCACCGCUCUGCGUGGCCGGGGUUUGGAUUUCUCCAAGAAUCCCAGGAGGUGUCCCUGGAGAGGUUAGAGCUACCUGACUCCAGGAGCUCCCAGCCAGAGUGGAGAAAGCCCGCGGCAUGAGCCCUGAGCUGUGAGUCCCAUUACAGACUGCUGCGGAGGACAGCACUGCCGUUCACCUCGAAGGCCACAGCGAGGCGCAGGGGGCACGUGGAGGGCCACGCUGCCACUCGUCAGCACCCUGCAAAGGGCCCGGCCUCUGCCUGCGGGGGCACCAUGGACUGACAGCAGUGCUCGCCAAGGGGCUCCUCUCUCCCAGAGCUGCCAGCCGGAGCGCGUGGGCCCACAAUGCUGGCACCGGGCCGUGGCCCCGAGCAGAGCGCCAGGCUGGCCCUGCGGUGGAGGCAGGUCUCCUGGGUGACCUGCUGGAUCGCCCUCUGUGCCGUGGAGGCCCUCCCCGCCUGCCCUUUCUCCUGCAGGUGUGAUGGCCGAAGCCUGGAGGUGGACUGCAGUGGCCUGGGCCUCACCGCGGUGCCCCCAGACGUGCCCGCUGCCACCCGCACCCUCCUGCUCUUGAACAAUAAGCUGAGCACCCUGCCAAGCUGGGCUUUUGCCAACCUGUCCAGCCUCCAGCGGCUGGACCUGUCCAACAAUUUCCUGGACCAGCUGCCCCCCGCGGUGUUCGGGGACCUGGCCAACCUGACGGAGCUGCAGCUGCGCAACAACAGCAUCCGGGCCCUGGACAGGGGGCUCCUGCAGCACUCGCCCCUGCUGCGCCACCUGGACCUGUCCCUCAACGGCCUGGCCCGGCUGCCUCCCGGCCUCUUCGACGCACUCCCAGCCCUGCGCUCCCUCUCGCUGCGCUCCAACCGCCUGCAGAACCUGGACCGGCUGACCUUCGAACCCCUGGCCAGUCUGCAGCUGCUGCAGGUUGGGGACAACCCCUGGGAGUGCGACUGCAACCUGCGGGAGUUCAAGCACUGGAUGGAGUGGUUCUCCUACAGAGGGGGGCGCUUGGACCAGCUGGCCUGCACCCUGCCCAAGGAGCUGAGGGGGAAGGACAUGCGCACGGUCCCCAUGGAGAUGUUCAACUACUGCUCCCAGCUGGAGGACGCCGACAGCUCGGCGGGGCUGUACCUGCCUGGACCGCCCUGCACCAAGGCCAGCCCAGAACCUGCUAAGCCCAAGCCCGGGGCCGAGCCGGAGCCCGAGCCCAGCACGGCUUGCCCCCAGAAGCAGAGGUACCGGCCGGUGAGCGUGCGGCGAGCCAUCGGCACAGUGAUCAUCGCGGGGGUGGUCUGCGGCAUCGUCUGCAUCAUGAUGGUGGUGGCCGCCGCCUACGGCUGCAUCUACGCCUCCCUCAUGGCCAAGUACCACCGGGAGCUCAAGAAGCGCCAGCCGCUGAUGGGGGACCCCGAGGCGGAGCACGAAGACCAGAGGCAGAUCUCGUCUGUGGCCUGAGAGCCUGCCUGCCCGGCCGGGGCAGCAGGAGCAGCGAGAGCAUGGGGCAGGCCCGGGCAGGGCUGGCUCUCCGUCCCGCAUGGCUGCUGCCUGGCCUCCCUGGCCACGCUCCUGCCAGAGCGCAGAGGCGCGCAGCAGGCUCUCCCCUGACCUCCGGGUCUCCCUGGAAGCCCUCUGUGCGGGGGUCCUCUCGGGGCUGCCCAGUCUGGGCAACGUCUGGCCACAGGGAGGAGGGGGCGCGGGAGGCUUCUGGCCGAGCAGCCUCUGUUGCCGCCACGCUGUGGUAGCCGUGGCUGGGAACCCUCCCCUGCCUCUCGUGCACAUCCACCUCCUCUGCUUUAGGGGUGGCUCAGAGGAUGUGGGGCCAGGGGUAGGUUUUGUGACUCUCAGCCAGAAAGGGACUGCUGACCCACACAGGGUGAAGCUGGUCUCGCUUCCCAUGCUGGUUCUCGGCACACGGCACACGCCACCCAGACCCAGCACGUAGAAACACAGCGCUGUGACCACGUACUCCCGACGCCACCAGGCCCCGGGGCUGCUCUUGCUCCGACCACGCUGCCCCCGACCCUCAGCCAGCCCCACACACACUCACAGUGUCCUGGCAGUCACGAGGGCUAGCCACUCGCACACGCCACACAUACAGGCACGUGGACACGGCCUGGCCCCGGGGAGCACGCGUGUCCCUCCCCGUGGACCAGGAUCCCUCGCUCGCUUGCUGUGAUCUCUGUCAAUGGGAGGAACCCCGACCGAGAAGGGAAUGCAGGACUCCGCUGAGAUCCUCCAAAGUGGGCCAAACUGCGGAGAGCUGCCUGUCACCACGGCAACCGCUCACACCUCUCCUGAUGGGUCUUUCGAGGACACUGGCCCUUGGGCUGUGAAGCUGCAGAGGUGUGGACGGCAGUCCCGAGAGCCCACCACACACCCAGGUGUUUCUGCAGAACUGCCCUAGCUCACCCCGCCGCCAGGCUCGUGGGGACACCCAGGCCCACCGUCACUGCUACAGCCUGGGCACCGCCUCUCGUAUCUCUCAGCCCGCCAUCUGCAGCGUCCUCUGCCUGUGACCUGGGGCUGGGACUCGGGCUGCCCUGUGACCAGCAGUGCCCAAGCAGGUGGCAGGCAGAGAGCGCGGUGGCCCUGUCUGUGCCCCGCACACUCCAGCAGCAGGCCGCGGCUGGCCACGUUCUGUUCAGAGGCUUCACUGUGAGGUCUCCUUUCCCAGGCCGUCUGCCCAGUCCAACUCCUCGCAGCUUUUAAUGGCCCCAGAGAACGGCGGGGUCCUACCCGCGGGGCCGUGCUGGUCUCUAGCGUCCCUAGUCUCCUUUUCUAGAUCUGCCUCCUCUUGGCGCGUCCACUGUUGGUGAACACCCAGGUUCCCCCUACAGGACGCUGACCUCCUGUGCUCGUAAGAGGGCCCAGAGGGACAGGCCAGCUUUUGGCUGUAAGACUAGGGUCUUGGGGGCACAGGAGGAGCCCAGCCUAAACACCUAGGUGAGGGGUUGCGGAGGUGCCAGGGUGGGCUCGCUCACCUCGCCCCCCUGGGCCUGCUCGCAGGAGUAGGGUGGGCUGCAGGGGCCAGACGCCUGUGUGCUCUGCUCUGCGUGUCAGGGCUGUGCGCCUCCCCGGCUGGGGCACCGUCUUCCUUCUUUGACUCAUGGCCUGAUCCCAGAUCUGGGGGGUUUUUAAAGGGAGCCGGGGCAGGGAGGGCAUUGUCCAUGGUGUAUCUUCAGCCUGAGACAGAGAUUUUUA